Messenger RNA from Toxorhynchites rutilus septentrionalis, 456 nucleotides. RefSeq names its product histone H2A-like. The record is from RefSeq and is a predicted model, not a curated record. Bases 40 to 417 code for a protein of 125 amino acids. Gene Ontology annotation, cellular component: nucleosome. Gene Ontology annotation, molecular function: DNA binding; protein heterodimerization activity; structural constituent of chromatin. The transcript has a single exon. NCBI's taxonomy places the organism in Eukaryota, Metazoa, Arthropoda, Insecta, Diptera, Culicidae.
GAUACGCUCACCUACGACUAGCUAACCAAGGAAUCGAAUAUGUCUGGACGCGGAAAAGGAGGCAAAAUCAAGGGCAAGUCUAAGUCCCGCUCGAAUCGGGCCGGACUCCAGUUCCCGGUGGGCCGUAUUCAUCGUCUGCUCAAGAGAGGAAACUACGCCGAGCGGGUGGGAGGAGGAGCCCCCGUUUAUCUGGCCGCCGUGAUGGAGUAUUUGAGUGCCGAAGUGUUGGAGUUGGCCGGCAACGCAGCUCGGGACAACAAGAAAUCUAGAAUAAUCCCGCGCCAUCUACAGUUAGCCAUUCGGAACGACGAAGAACUGAACAAACUGCUUUCGGGAGUCACCAUCGCUCAGGGUGGUGUUCUGCCGAACAUUCAGGCCGUUUUGUUGCCCAAGAAGACUGAGAAGAAAGCACAAUAGAGCUUAGUGCCGCAUUGGAACAACAGGACAUUGUGGAAU